AUGGCGAUUCGGCUCCAGGAGCCCUACGAGGCUGUCCCUCCAGCCGACUAUGUUAAUCUCCGCGCCCACGCAAAGCUGCGGAUCCGCCACCCCGGCUAUGACGACGCCAACAACGAGCUGCUGAGUCUGGUUGCGGCCGACUGCGCCAGCGGUGGGGAUGAUGGCCUGGGAGUGGGAGGAGAGGAACAACAAGGAAAUCGAGGACAAACGAGAUACGGGAUCCAGUAUCAGCUCGUGCAUGCAGCCUGCGCCAUCGUCGCCGGCAACCGCUUCGACGGCGUCAUCUCCCGACAAAAAGACUGGGACAACGACCACAGCUUGCCCCUCGACCCGGCCGCGCUUCUCCCGACCGGCGACUAUUACUUCCACGUCCCAAAUGAAAGGCAGCCUUUGCUCGGCACUGAAAAUCCUGUGCUCAAUCUUAACCCACCAUAUCCCGUCGUGCCCAAUUUCCGCAGCUGGUCGUUCCCCACGGAUCAGUUCCGGGACUCACCUGCCCUCCGCGCAUGGACAUCGACGACGAUUGCGCCGGCAAGCGACGGCGAUCAGUCAGCCAAGGAGCGAGAUGUUUCCUGCCGUCUUACACACCAUCAUGAAUGUGUCCAAAUGGCGCACAUCGUCCCGACCACCGAGGCCCAUUGGUUCAUGAGCAACGACAUGGGCCGCAUGAGCGUCAAGGACGGCAAAGAUGCUAUCGAAAUCGGCAAUGAAAAUUUGAUCCUACUUCGUGCGGAUGUGCACACCAUUUGGGACCGCUCGGAUUUCAGCAUUGUGCCCAAGAUGGAUACAACAUCAGUAGGGAAAUGGGCCGUUCACGUCCACAAGCUAUCAGGCGAGCUGCACUACCUCUACCACAACCGUCCGAUGCAGUCUCUUAAGGGCAUCAACGGCGAACUUUUGUUCGCUCGUUUCGCCUAUGACAUUUUCCCAAAGCUGCGUGGCUUUUUGCAGCGAGGCGUGAAGCGCUGCUUACUAGUGUCGGGGGAAUCGAAGUCUUACAAAGCCGAGGACUGCGAAACAUUCUGUGAGCACCAGGGACGACAUCGCAGCACGUCGCCGAGAAAGAGCAAGAGCGGUUCUCCGGCCAAAAGACCUCGCACAGAUGACGACGAACACCAGGAGCGGGACAAGCGCGAGACAGACCGCGUGGGCAGUGAGAACGGAGACUCUGCCAUCAGUCUACAAGACUGUAGCGGCUCAUCCGAUGGUCAUGAGUCUGAUGACCCGUACGGAUACAAGCGGCGCGCGGAUCAAGCCGACUUGGAGGAGCAGUUGAGUCGAGGAAGGAAGCGGGUGCGCCGAAAUGAACCAGGUGUCCAUCUCGAUUGAGGUCUUAGCAAAGUCGUUGGAAGGGAAGAAGAAGCGGAGGCGAUGACAAGUGUUGGUGGGGUUCAUGCCGAGGAAUAUACUGGCGUUGGUUGGGAGGCGAUGAAAGGGUCGGCAUUCCCACUCAACGUUAGAAGAUCUUGUUCUAACCUGACCUUGGCCGCCGGAAAAAAUCAACUGGACGAGUUCGAACCGAACAACAAUAUUAUCUCCCUCCCAAAACGGAUGAAAUUGGAUGGAUAAUGUCUCCCUCCCUCAGCCAUCAAUCCCAACUGGAAGGUCAUUGACGUCUC
Molecule: messenger RNA, 1619 nt
Organism: Zymoseptoria tritici IPO323
Lineage: Eukaryota; Fungi; Ascomycota; Dothideomycetes; Mycosphaerellales; Mycosphaerellaceae
Exons: 1
Coding region: 1-1329 (442 amino acids)
Source: RefSeq, a predicted model, not a curated record